AUGUCGGCCGUCUCUCGCAUGAAUGGCUUUCAGCUCACGCGACGACACGCAUACACGUGGUCGUUGUGGAAGCUGGACUACGCCACUGCAUUUGAAUCGCUGCUGGGCGAGGCUGGGGUCAACACUGUCGAGGCCAGGGCUGCCGUCGAGGCGUGGCGGGAGUGCGCUCGGCUCGUCCAUGACUUUUGGCGGGACAUUAGCGAGGUCAAGCAAGUCCAGCCGCUGUUCUACGCUUGGCUCUCGUGCGUGCUCCGCCGUGUGUUCGACGGCACGGCUGAGCAAGUGUCCACCGAGCAGUCGCUUCACGUCGAGGUCCCCGUGUACACCAACGAGGCGUGGGCGCAGCUUCCGCGCGAUGGGGCCACGGCCGACGACGAGAAGGACAAGCACGUGCCGCGCUGCGGGAAGGUGGACGUGGCGGUGAGUGCGGCGGGUGGCUCGGAGACGGUGGUCGUCAUCGAACUCAAGGCGCCGAGCGACCCAAAGUGGGAGGGCGGGCGGCGCUGCGCGGCCAAGGGGCAGGUCAUUGUGGAGGCGGCCGCAGCACUCGCGGCGCGGAGUGCAGACGCGUGUGGAGAGACGCCGAUGUUUGGGAUUCUCACGGACAUGCGGUUCCGGCUGAACGCCCUGGCGUUCUACCCAGCCUCGCCGUGCACGUGGGUGCGGCAAGGCGGCGACGAUCACGAGAACGAGGACACGGAUGGGUACCCGCCGUGGACGUUUGCCAUGACGGAGACUUCUACGGCAGUGGAUGGCAACAGCAGCGAGAGCUCCGCCGCGGGAUCAUCGGCAGACAACGCCGCCGAGGCGUGGGAUGGCGCCCGGGCCAAGCGGUCUGGCAUGGUUGCUCUCGUUGUGCUGGGCCUCGCCCUGUGCCCGGAUUGGGACGCGGACGGUGCUCGCAACCGCGUGGCUGACGUGGUGGCGGGCGAGGUGGAGAAGUUUGUGGAGAAAACCGAGGCAGUGCUCAGUCUGUCAGAGACGCCCGACCUGGAUGGAAGCGGACUCGGGGACGACGAGUCGUCUCGGGAUGGCAGCGGUGGUGGUGGCGCUGCUGAUGGCGACGCAAGCGACGCAGAUGGAGCCUCGGGUGGGGCACCCGACUCGGAGCGGGGCUCGAGCAAGGGCCGUGGGGUGGCUACAACCACCAUGGCUAUGGUCAACAUGGAAGCGGACAAGCCCGCGGAGAUCGUGGCGGAAGUCGAUGGGGAGACCGAGGUGGCGACCGUCGAGGUGGUGAUCGUGGAGGCGAUCGUGGCGGUGGCUAUGGCGAUCGUGGUGCAGGAGUUUGUGGCCAUGCAGCAGCGACUGGAGGACAUCAACCGGAGCUUGCUGACGGGUGAGUACGCGCGGCGGCCGCCGUCUUCACGAUCACCGUCGCCGCCGCCGCAGUACGACUCGUUCGGAAAGCGGACAAACACCCGCGAGAUCCGUCGCCGUUCCAAGCUCGAGACCGAGCGGGCAGAGCUUGUGGAGAGGAUGCGGCGGAACAACCCGCGGUGGCGGCCGCCACCGGGCUUGAGCGGUGGUGGGCGGCGCAACUAUGUGACCAAGGUCUAUUUCCCGGUUGACGAGUACCCUGACUUUAACUUUCUGGGCCACGUCAUCGGUCCGCGCGGCUCCUCGCUCAAGCAGCUCGAGGCGCGGACCAAGGCGCGGGUCCAGAUCCGCGGGCGCGGGUCCGAGAAGGACGGAAAGCGGGUGCUCUCGCAGGGCUCAACCGAGAAGCUCCACGCAGUCAUCACGGCUUCGACUGAGGAGGCAAUGCACGCCGCCAAGGCCGAGAUCGAGAAGCUGUGCAACGUCGUGCCCGAGGAGGAGAACGAGCACAAGCGGCAGCAGCUCAUGCUCCUGGCCCAGCUCAACGGCACCCUCACCGGCACCGAGUUCCGCAUUGGCCGUGCCAUCACCAUGCCCAAGUUCAAGGCCAUCGGCUUCAAGCCCAAGCUCCACGCCUCGGACGCACAGGUCUCGCUCGACAAAAAGCUGGCCCUCCUCGGCAUCGACGACAACCUCAUUUCCUCCUACAAGUCGUUCAUGACCAAGGUCGGCCUCGCGCCCAAGGAUCUCUCACCAGACCCUCCCGAGCGGCUAGCCGAGCUGGAGAAGCUCCGCGCCGAGGCCGCCGCUACUGCCGCCGCCGAGCGUGCCGCCCCGCCCAAGCCGGCUCCUGCACCUGCACCAGCCACCAACGACGACAAGCUUGCCGCCUUUCUCUCCACAAGGCCCAACAAGUCAUGGCUCUCGGAGCUCUUCGCCUCGUGGAUUUACCCACUUAUUGCUUUUGGCGUCAAGACGCCGCUUGAGCUCGAUCAUCUGCCUCCGCUUCCAGAGCAUGAGGCUGCUGCUCAUCACAUCAACUCGUUUGCUGCCGUGGUAGGCGACUCGGCCAAGCUCCUCACGCCGCCACCGGCAGAGUGCGACUCGGGCGGCCGAGGCGGUGCAGGUAGUGCGACUCGGCGCGUCCCGCUGCUGCGGUAUUUGAUCAAGGCCUUCCGCGGCAUCUUUCUGCUGCAGGCCGUUCCGCUCCUGUUUUCGAUUGCCUUUCGGGUGGCAACGCCUGUGGCGCUACAGAAGCUGCUGGCCACGAUCACCGAGCCCAACCCGAGUGCGGCGACGGCGUGGCGUGGCGUGGCGCUGGUGGCGCUUGUCUUUUGUCUCCGGGUCGGCAACACGGUGGCGCGCUCGCAGAACGGGCUGCUUGCCUAUCGGGCGGCGCGCGGACUCAAGUCUGUCCUCCGUGCCCUGGUCUUUGACAAGUCGUUCCGGCUCGCGUCGCGGGCACACCGGGCGUACACUACCGGCGAAAUCCUCAACAUCACCUCGUCCGACACCAACAAGCUGCGGUCGAUGGCGUGGGGGCUUAACGACCUCUGGUCGGCGCCGCUGCUCAUCACCGGCUACAUCUGCGUCCUGUACUGGAUGUUCGGGCCGGCGGUCUUUGCCGGCAUCGGCCUCCUCGCUGCCGUCGUCCCAGUCAACUACUACAUUUUCAAGAAGAACGAGCGGUUCUGGGACGUGCUCUCCAAGCGCGGCGACGAGCGCGUCCGCAUCAUUACCGACAUGCUCAACGGCAUCCGUGUCCUCAAGCUCUUUGCCUGGGAGCCCAUCUACGCGCGUAAGGUCAACGAGGUUCGCACGGUCCAGGUCGACAUUCUGCGUUCGGUCAAGAUCUACGAUGCCUUUGUCGAGGUCAUCUGGCUUGUCAUGCCUACGGCCAUGGCCCUCGUCACCAUCGCAGUGUACGUCUACUCGGGCAACCCGCUCUCGACCGCCUCCAUCUUUGCUGGCAUCUCGACCUUCCACUCGAUGACUCAUCCGAUGUUCAACCUCCCGUGGGCGUUCAUGCGCCUGGUCGAGGCCCGCAUCUCGCUUCGCCGCCUUGAGUCGUUCCUCUCCAUGCCGCACCUCGACGGGCUCGACGAGCCGAGCGCGUCCGGCCUCGCCUUUGGCGGCGCCAAGUUUGAGGCUGCCACCCUUCGCUGGGGCCACAUGGAGAAGCCGCCCGAGGAACGCGAGGCAGCCGAUGCCGAUGUGAGCACCUUGUGCUUGUCGUGCCGCCCAUGCGGCGCAUCGGGCCGAUCAGCGGCUGCCGAGUAUCAUAAGCUCGGCACCGCCGACGGCGAGUCGUCUGCCGCUGACGACGAGGCUACAGGCGGCCAAGCUGCCAGCGGCAGCUCCGACUUUGAGCUCUUGCGCAUCGACCUUGCCAUUCCGCCCGGCGCACUCGUCGCAGUCGUCGGGCCGGUUGGCGCGGGCAAGUCAUCGCUCCUCCACGCCCUGCUAGGCGAGAUGGAGCGCGUGGCGGGCUCUGUGGCGGUGGCAGGCUCGAUCGGGUAUGUGGCGCAGAACGCGUGGAUCCAGAACGCAACGUUGCGGGCGAACAUCCUGUUCGGUGCGCCGCCGGACACCGCGCGGUACGCGCAGGUUGUCGCAGCGUGCGCGCUCCAGCAGGACCUUGAGCUGCUCGGCGGCGACUUGCUGGAGAUCGGCGAGAAGGGCAUCAAUUUGUCGGGCGGCCAGCGACAGCGGGUGGCGCUGGCGCGUGCAGCAUACGCCGACAAGGAUGUGUACCUGCUCGACGACCCGCUGUCGGCGGUCGAUCCGUUUUGCGCUUCCAAGCUCUUCGACGAGUGCAUCACAGGACUGCUGCGGAACAAGACGAGGGUCCUUGUCACCCAUUACCUGCACCUGCUCCCGCGAGUCGAUUACGUGGUGUGCAUGGAUGGCGGACGGGUGGUCCAGCAGGGAACGUAUGACGAGCUCAUGGCGCAGCCAUCGGGCGCGUUUGCCGAGCUCGUUGCGCGGCACCAGCACGCGGCCGAGGAGGCGGCGUCGGCGGGCGGGCUCACGCCUGUUGCGGCGCCGAUCCCGUCGCCAUCGGGCGGGCUCACGCUUGCUAUUCCGGCAGCGACGCUUGACCACACCUUGGUCUCAUCGCGCUGGUCGUCGGCCGGGCGGACGCCGUCGCCGGUGGCGCGCGACAUGCACCUGCCACCAAGCGACUCGAGCGGUGUCUCACCACUGCUUGCAGCGCAUGCCACAGUCCACCCGCGGAUGGCCUUUCCGUCGCGCGACGAUGGCCUCGUCUCUUGCUCGGGCUCAGGCUCGGGAUCGGCUCUCGGGUUUGCGGCUGCGACAGCCUCGCCUGCCGAGCGCAACGCGGCGUUUGGCGCCGAAGCGAGCGGAAGCUCCGGCCGGCAGCUCGUGGAGGACGAGGACCGGGUGACCGGCUCGAUCUCAUGGCGGGUGUACAAGCGGUACCUGUCGGCGGCCGGGUGGCUCAUCAUUCUUGCUGCGCUCGGCCUCGCCUUUGUCUCGGUCUUUCUCUCGGUCGCCUCCGACUGGUGGCUGGGUGUGUGGUCGGACGAUCCGGACGGCUCGAUCGGGUUCUACCUGCGGGUGUACGGGGCAUUGGCAGUGGGCCAGGCUGUGUUGUACCUGCUUGCCAACCUUGCGUACAUGAAGCAGUGCGUGGCGGCGGCGACGAUGUUCCACGACACGGCGCUGAGCGCGGCGCUCGACUCGUCGCUGGCGUUCUUUGAGAAGACGCCGUCGGGGCGGAUCAUCAACCGGUUUGGGUUCGACGUGGACCAGGUCGACGGCGAGCUCAACUGGCGAAUCCGCGAGAUUGCGUUCAUGUUUCCGGUCAUGGCGCUUGUCAUGGUCCUUGUGCUCGUGGUGACACCAGCUGCGUUUGCAGUCUCGCUCGUCUCGCUCGUCCCGCUCUACUACAUCCAGCGGAUCCACCGGUCGUCACUUCGCGAGCUCUCGCGGCUGCAGUCGCAGUCGUACUCGCCGAUCAACGCGCACAUUUCCGAGACGCUUCGCGGGCUGACGACGAUCCGGGCGUUUGGCCGUGGGCAAGCGUUCCGGGCCGCCAACCGGGCGCACAUCGACGUCAACAUGCAGACCUCGUACUACUCCAAGUACGCCGAUGUGUGGUGCGACAUCCGGCUGGAGAUGACCGGCUCAAUCGUCCUGGUCGUCACCUCGGUCCUCGGCCUGUUUUUCUUCAACUCGCACCCAACACUCACGGCGCUGGCCAUUAUCAACGCCGACCGGCUCAUCGGGACGCUCGGGUGGGGGAUCACAUGCUUCUCGUGGCUUGAGUCGGCCAUGGCCUCGGCCGAGCGGCUGACCUCGUUUGCUGACCUCGAACCUGAGCGUGAGACGGCACAUCGGGCGCCGGUGGCCGAGCCGGCCUGGGCGCGGUCGGGCGCCAUCGAGUACACCGAGGUGACGAUGCGGUACCGGCCGGGCCUCCCGCUCGCGCUCUCGCGGGUCUCGUUCUCGAUCAAGAGUGGCGAGAAAGUGGCAGUGGUGGGACGGUCGGGCUCGGGCAAGACCACGCUCAUCGGGGUGCUGUUCCGGCUCCUCAAUCUCGAGGCCGGCUCGAUCGCCAUCGGCGGCGAAGACAUAGCGUCGAUCCCACUGAGCGAGCUCCGGUCGGCGCUCUCGAUCAUUCCGCAGGAGUCGAUCGUGUUCUCGGGCACGCUCCGCGAGAACCUUGAUCCGCGGGAACGGUACACCGAUGCCGAGCUAUGGGAUGCGCUGCACGCCGUCGGGCUCGCAGCCAUGGUCGAGGGCAUGUCCAAUGGCCUGAGCACGGUCCUCCGCGAGAAUGCGUCGGGCUUCUCAGUCGGGCAGCUGCAGUUGGUCUGCCUCGCGCGAGCGCUGCUCAAGCAGGCGCGGGUGCUGGUGAUGGACGAGGCGACCGCGUCGUGCGACGCCGACACCGACGCCCAGAUUCAGGCGACGAUCCGGUCGUCACUCGCCGAUGCCACGGUCCUCUGUAUCGCGCACAGGCUCAACACCGUUGUCGACUACGACAAGGUCAUCGUCAUGGCCGCUGGCGAGCUCGCCGAGUUUGACUCGCCAGCCGCCCUCCUCGCCACUCCCGGCUCAAUUUUCGCCUCGAUGGUCGACGAGACCGGGCCCGAGACCGCCGCCCACCUUCGGCGGCUGGCCAACGAUGCCGCUGCCCGGCGCCUGGCGUCGGCUUACCUCCGGCCUUCGCUAGUUCGGAGUCUUAACGUGUUUGCGCAUGCGCCGCCUGCCUCUGCCGCCACGGUCUUUGCCCGUAGCUUCAGCAUGGCUACCCCCGCUUGUGACGCGGCGUACAAGUCCAAGGCCAACUCGCCGGCCAACGCUGUGCUCUCGGGCACGGCCGCAAACUGGGUUGACGCCCAGUACGCCGCCUGGCAGCUCGACCCAGAGUCGGUCGGGUCCGAGUGGGCAGAGUACUUUGCCCGCAUUGACUCUGGCGUCCACGCAUCCGACGCGUUCUCGCCCAAGCCCGUGGCUGGACCGGCGACGUCGGCGGGAGUGUCUGCCGGCGAGCUCGACCUGACGGUCAAGGUCAUGCUGCUGAUGCGUGCGUUCGAGGUGCGCGGGCACUCGCUGGCCAAGACGGAUCCCCUGGGUCUGGACGCCAACGAGACGCCGCCGGAGCUCUCUGUCGAGUACUACAACCUUUCGCCAGAGACGCGGUUCUCGCCGAACAUGCUCGGGCAGUACGGAGCAUUUCUGGGCGGGGAUGAGAUGUCGAUUGCCGAGCUUGUGGCCAAGCUCCGGUCGAUCUACUGCACAACGCUCGGGUUCGAGUACAUGCACAUCCAGUCGCGCGACGAGUGCGACUUUAUCCGCAACGUGAUCCAGAACCGCAGCGAGUCUGACGUGUUCAAGUUUAGCAAGGAGGACAAGGUGCGGCUGUUUGACCGGCUGACGUGGUCGGAAGGCUUUGAGACCUUCCUUGGGCGCAAGUUUGGCGUGGAGAAGCGGUUCGGGCUCGACGGGUGCGAGGCACUCAUUCCGGGCAUGAAGGAGCUCAUCGACGUUGCUGCGGCGCAGGGUGUGAAGGACAUUGUGAUGGGCAUGCCGCACCGCGGGCGGCUUAACGUGCUCGCCAACGUGGUGCGCAAGCCGAUGGAAAAGAUUUUCCGCGAGUUUGCGGGCGUGCCUGCAUCGUCAACGCUCAACAUGGGCUCUGGCGACGUCAAGUACCACCUCGGGGCGUCGUACACGCGGACGACCAAGAACGGCGAGGAGGUGCACAUUUCGCUGCUGCCGAACCCGUCGCACCUGGAGACGGUCAACACGGUGGUUCUGGGCAAGGUGCGGUCGAAGCAGCACGAGCGGCUGCAGAAGGACCGGUCGCGGGUCAUGCCUGUCCUGCUCCACGGUGACGCGGCGUUUGCCGGGCAGGGCUUGGUGUACGAGACGCUGCACCUCUCGGAGCUUCCCAACUACACUGUGGGUGGAUGCGUGCACAUCAUUGUCAACAACCAGGUCGGGUUUACCACGGAUCCGUCCGACGGGCGGUCGUCGCCGUACUGCACCGACGUGGCCAAGACGCUGGCCAUUCCGGUGGUGCACGUCAACGGCGACGAUCCAGAGGCUGUGGCGUCGUCGAUGCGGUUUGCGGCGCUGUGGCGGGCCAAGUACCAGCGCGACAUUGUCAUCGAUGUAGUGUGCUACCGGCGGUACGGGCACAACGAGGUGGACGAGCCGCGGUUCACGCAGCCGCUGAUGUAUGCGGCGAUUGCGCGGCACCCCACGGUGCUGACCUCGUACCGCAAGGCGCUGCAGGAGCAGGGCGUGCUCUCGGAGUCUGAGGCGCAGGCGAUCAUCGACAAGACGACGUCUGUGCUCGAGGAGCGGUACUCGGGCCUUGCCGGGGACGCGGCAGAAAAGGUGACACGGUCGUCGCUGCUCUCGCAGUCCAAGUCGUGGGGCCACCUCAAGUCUGCGGACGUGCUCUCGAUUGCCAAGAACACCAACGUCUCGCGCGAGGUCAUUGAUGAGGUGGCGCGUGCCAUUACGACUGCGCCGCCGGAGGGCUUCAACCUCCACCGGACGCUCAAGCGGAUCAUCGACGCCAAGAAGGCGAUGUUCGAGGACGAGGGCGCGAUCGACUGGGCGACGGCCGAGGCGCUCGCCUUUGGCUCGCUCCUCCUCGAGGGCACGCACGUCCGGCUCUCUGGGCAGGAUGUGGAGCGUGGGACGUUCUCGCACCGGCACGCGGUGUGGCACGACCAGAAGACCAACGAGCUCUUUGUGCCACUCAACUACAUCCGGCCAGACCAGUCUGCCGAGGACGACGUGGAGGAGCGGAUCUCGAUCGGCAACUCGCCGCUCGACGAGUAUGCGGUGAUGGGCUUUGAGCUCGGGUACGCCAUGGACUCACCGGACUCGCUUGUCCUGUGGGAGGCGCAGUUUGGCGACUUUGCCAACGGGGCGCAGGUCAUGAUCGACCAGUACCUCUCGUCGUGCGAGCAGAAGUGGCUCUACCAGCUCGGCCUUGUCCUUCUCCUCCCGCACGGGUACGACGGCAUGGGCCCUGAGCACUCGUCGGCGCGACUGGAGCGGUUCCUGCAGAUGUCGGACCAGGACCCGGACGUGCUGCCCAACGACGAGACGCUUGUGCAGGACCACAACUGGCAGGUGUGCAACAUCACGACGCCGGCCAACUACUUCCAUGCACUCCGGCGGCAGAUUCACCGCGAGUUCCGCAAGCCGCUCAUUGUCAUGUCGCCCAAGUCGCUGCUCCGGCUCGCCGAGGCCGCGUCGCCGAUCUCGGACUUUACCGAUGUCGACUCGUUCCAGAUGGUCCUCCCCGACGCCCGCGCCGCCGACGCCGCGCCGGCGCCCGAGAACAUUGAGCGCGUGGUCUUCUGCUCCGGCCAGGUCUACUACGACCUCGCCAAGGAGCGGGCCGACCGCGGCCACGACACGACUGCCAUUGUCCGCAUUGAGCAGCUCGCGCCGUUCCCGACCAACCACGUCGUCGAGCAGCUGAAGCUGUACCCCAACGCCAAGCCGGUGUGGGCCCAGGAGGAGCCGAAGAACAUGGGCGCCUUCUUCCAUGCCAAGCAGCACAUCGCGACGGCUCUCCGUGCCGCCAACCGCGCCGAUGAGAGCAUCAUCUAUGCUGGCCGCCCCGCUGCGGCCUCGCCGGCCACCGGCUGGAAGCACGUCCACAAGGCCGAGCUCCGCCAGCUCGUUGACGACACCUUUGAGCUUGACGGGGUGCGGACGGCUGCGCCGGCUACCGAGUAG
This is a messenger RNA of Thecamonas trahens ATCC 50062, 9561 nucleotides long. RefSeq lists its product as uncharacterized. Gene Ontology annotation, cellular component: membrane; oxoglutarate dehydrogenase complex; mitochondrion. The record is from RefSeq and is a predicted model, not a curated record. Bases 1 to 9561 code for a protein of 3186 amino acids. Lineage: Eukaryota; Apusomonadida; Apusomonadidae. The transcript has 6 exons. Gene Ontology annotation, biological process: transmembrane transport; tricarboxylic acid cycle. Gene Ontology annotation, molecular function: oxoglutarate dehydrogenase (succinyl-transferring) activity; thiamine pyrophosphate binding; RNA binding.